Erinaceus europaeus (western European hedgehog) is the source of this 2023-nucleotide messenger RNA. RefSeq names its product cyclin D3 (gene CCND3). Gene Ontology annotation, biological process: regulation of cyclin-dependent protein serine/threonine kinase activity; positive regulation of G1/S transition of mitotic cell cycle; mitotic cell cycle phase transition. Gene Ontology annotation, cellular component: cyclin-dependent protein kinase holoenzyme complex; cytoplasm; nucleus. Gene Ontology annotation, molecular function: cyclin-dependent protein serine/threonine kinase regulator activity. Lineage: Eukaryota; Metazoa; Chordata; Mammalia; Eulipotyphla; Erinaceidae. The transcript is spliced from 5 exons. The record is from RefSeq and is a predicted model, not a curated record. Bases 168 to 1046 code for a protein of 292 amino acids.
GCGGGGCGCCUGUCAGGGAAGCGGUGCGCGCGCCGGCGCGGGCGCGUUGGGGCUCCGCCGCACAGUGCCAGCGCCAGCAGCAGACUCGCAGCCUGCGCUCUCCGGCCCUCCGCCUGCGUCGAGGCUCGCGAGCCCGCACUCCGCCCUGCCCGUGCGCUGUCUUGAGUAUGGAGCUACUGUGCUGCGAGGGCACCCGGCAUGCGCCCCGGGCCGGGCCAGACCCGCGGCUGCUGGGGGACCAGCGUGUCCUGCAGAGCUUGCUCCGCCUGGAGGAGCGCUAUGUGCCCAGCGCCUCCUACUUCCAGUGCGUGCAGAAGGAGAUCAAGCCGCACAUGCGGAAGAUGCUGGCGUACUGGAUGUUGGAGGUGUGUGAGGAGCAGCGCUGCGAAGAGGAAGUCUUCCCCCUGGCCAUGAACUACCUGGAUCGCUACCUGUCCUGCGUUCCUACCCGCAAGGCUCAGCUGCAGCUCCUAGGUUCGGUCUGCAUGCUGCUGGCCUCCAAGCUGCGCGAGACCAAGCCCUUGACCAUCGAGAAACUGUGCAUCUACACCGACCAUGCUGUCUCUCCCCGCCAGAUGCGGGACUGGGAGGUGCUGGUUCUGGGGAAGCUCAAGUGGGACCUGGCCGCUGUGAUCGCCCAUGACUUCCUGGCCCUGAUUCUGCACCGGCUCUCUCUGCCCCAGGAUCGGCAGGCAUUGGUCAAAAAGCAUGCCCAGACUUUUGUGGCCCUCUGUGCUACAGAUUACACCUUUGCCAUGUACCCACCGUCCAUGAUCGCCACGGGCAGCAUUGGGGCUGCAGUACAAGGCCUGGGUGCUUGCUCCACAUCCGGUGAUGAGCUCACAGAACUGCUGGCUGGGAUCACAGGCACAGAUGUGGACUGCCUGAGGGCCUGUCAGGAGCAGAUUGAAGCUGCACUCAGAGAGAGCCUCAGGGAUGCUGCCCAGACCAGCGGGAGCCCAGCACCAAAAGCCCCCAGAGGCUCCAGCAGCCAGGGACCUAGCCAGACCAGCACUCCCACAGAUGUCACUGCCAUCCACCUGUAGCCCCACGAGAGGCCCCCUCAAGUGGCUACGUGGGAGCAGAGGAGGGGACACAGCCACCCCCCUCCCUGCAGGAAUGAACCAAGCCACUUCUGAAACCUGAGGGGGCUCUUUUCUAUUGGCCCCUUGCAAUAACCAAGGGGCCAGGCCCUACCUAUCCCUGCAGUGUGCACUAAGGGGCCUGGCCUGCCACAUUUAGGUGGCUUGUCAGGUUCCUCCUUCCCCCUGCAUCUGACCAGCUAAGCUCCUUCCCUGAUUUUGUCUGGGCUAGGCUGGUUAGAUCAAACAAAACUAGAUAAAAUGUAUGCACCAGCAUUCCUUACUGAGGUCCCUUUAUCUCUGGGACUCAUGUUCUUAACUGCCAAAAUGCCCCAGUGCCUUCUAAGGGUGUUGCACCUUCUAGUUACUGCAUUUGGAUUGGGGUCCUUCUGAAGAAAUGUCAGAUGCUCUGAUAAGACACACACAGCUCCUCUUAACACACUUUGGAAGCCCUACGAUAAAUCCAUGCUCACAGCUGCUCCUUGAGGGAGGGGCCAGAACCAACCAAUUCCUCCUUGCUUUGCUUUCCGCUCGGCUUUUCCUGUGUGAUUGAGGGCGGCAGUGCUGAAGGAAGAGGUUGUUUUUAAUUUAUUAAUUGUUUUGAGUACAACUGUAAGAGGGCGUGGUGGGUUCCAUCUACCCAUGAGUGGUGGUAGCCCUGGUGGUUGCUGUCUCUCCCCCCCUCUGCUACUGGCUAGGUGAUCUUUGUGGCCGAGGAGCUGCUACAGCCUGGGGUGGGCCCAUGUCCUCCUCUCCCCUUGGCCCUCUGCCCCAUCCUGGGGGGAUGAAGCAGGGAUGCUUGGGAGGUGACUGACCCCAUUUGGAGAGGGAGGCAAGCCCUGUUAACACAGGUUUUUUUUUUUUUUCUAAGGCUACAAGGUCCAGGCUGGUGGCCCAGGACCAUCAUGCUACCUUAAUAAAGAUUCUGGAAUAAAAAUUGA